AUGUCUCAAUUCAGCAUCGAUCUCACUCCUCUUGUCGGCCUCGAGGUUUUCCUCAUGCUAGCUUCCUUCAUUUUCGCCCUGACAUUAAUCGUCCUUCUUGCUGUCCUCUUCCCUCCGACCUGCUGCUACCAGAAAAUUUCCGAUUCUUACGACAACUUCCGAGCGCGAACAAAGUCCAACUCAUCUGAAAACACUGAGUCUACUGACUACGACAACUACGCUCCACGAGAUCUGGAAGCUUUCUUCAUCCCCGGUGAUCGAAUCGCAUCACGUGACAAAUACCGAGCCAAGAUCAUCGGUCCCGAAAGGGAUCCUCGCCGCGGUCGAGCUCGAUCAACGCGAGAUGACGAAGAAAUUAUCCACUCUACGAUGUACCCCGAAAUCCCAACCGUUGUCAAGAAAAAUCGAUACUUUCCAGGUCUUCAAGAAAUCUCCAGAAUCAGCUUUACGGAAGAGGGAGAUCGCCUGAUGAACGCUCAAGUCGCCCGCGCCUACAGAAAGUACAAAAAGCCCCAGAUGCCCACGCCCAGUCCUCGAACUCACACACGAGCAAAACCAGCAGGAAGCAUUCCCAAAACUUCUCAUUAUGUUGUUUAA
This is a messenger RNA of Oikopleura dioica, 597 nucleotides long. Lineage: Eukaryota; Metazoa; Chordata; Appendicularia; Copelata; Oikopleuridae. The record is from the annotation of a GenBank genome assembly.